AUGAGUUGGAAAGGAUUCCAGAAAGCCGCAGUGCGGGCGCCACAGUCCGUCAAGCAGCGAUUCAACAUGGGCGAAAUCACGAAAGACGCCAUCUACAUCGAUGCCGAGCGUCGCUUCGAAGAGCUCGAGAAAGAGACCAAGAAACUGCAUGAUGAGAGUCAGAAGUAUUUCCAGUCUAUCAACGGCAUGCUGGACCACCAGAUCGAGUUCUCAAAAGCGAUCAAGGAGAUAUACGAGCCGAUCAGUGGACGGGCAAGUGAUCCAGAUAGUUAUGUGAUCGAUGGCAACCCAGAGGGCAUACGAGCUUGUGAAGAGUAUGAGGCUAUCGUGCAGGAGCUCAAGGCCUCGUUGCAGCCGGAGCUGGAGUUGAUCGAGUCUAGGGUGGUCAGGCCGGCGGACGAGCUGUCGGAGGUCAUAAAGAUAUGUCGGAAGACCACUCAGAAGCGAGAUCACAAACAAUUGGACUACGAUCGCCACCGGAGUACUCUGAAGAAACUGCAGGAUAAAGGCGACAAGAGCCUGAAGGAUGAGAAGGCUUUGUACAAAGCGGAGAACGACGUUGAGAUGGCGACGCAAGAAUACGAAAUCUUCAACAACCUACUAAAAGAAGAAUUGCCACAGCUUUUCCGACUAGAAAAGGAGUUCAUCCUCCCACUAUUCCAAAGCUUCUACUACAUGCAACUAAACGUCUUCUACACCCUGCACGAGAGAAUGCAAAGUAUCGACAUUGGUUACUUCAACCUCACGCUCGCCAUCGAAGACGCCUUUGAGGAGAAACAAGGCGAUGUGAAACAGCAGAUCGAAGCGCUAGGUAUGACGAAAUUCAAGACGACCGGCGGCCCAAAGCGACCAAUGAGCAAAUACGCCGGACGUCUCGGCAUCGAGAACGGUCGCGCGAGUUCCACAAGUUCGGGAGGCACGAGUCCCAGCCAAAGACGCUUGACAGCCGACUCCUACGACUCGCCGCCCCCAGCAUACUCGUCCGGCGCUUCGGCUGGUGCUCUCACAGUGGCAGGAGAAUCAGACAUCAAUCGCUCGUCAAGUACAGGCAGCAACUGGACCAGCGCCGCGAAAUCCAAAGGAGCGCCCCCGCCUCCCAAACCAAAACCGGGUGCACUGAAAGGUCAUGCGACGGAGACAGUGACGGCGUUGUAUGAUUAUGAGGCGCAGGCGGAAGGGGAUCUGAGUUUUAGUGCUGGGGAUGUCAUUGAUGUGGUGACGAGGACGCAUAACGAGAAUGAGUGGUGGGUGGGAAAGAUUGGGGUCAGGCAAGGGCAGUUUCCUGGCAACUAUGUUCAGCUCGACUCGUAG
Messenger RNA from Recurvomyces mirabilis, 1311 nucleotides. RefSeq names its product BAR adaptor protein Hob1 (gene hob1). Gene Ontology annotation, cellular component: mating projection tip; medial cortex; actin cortical patch. The transcript is spliced from 3 exons. The coding region runs from base 1 to 1311 and encodes 436 amino acids. Gene Ontology annotation, molecular function: lipid binding; protein binding. Gene Ontology annotation, biological process: actin cortical patch localization; plasma membrane tubulation; endocytosis. NCBI's taxonomy places the organism in Eukaryota, Fungi, Ascomycota, Dothideomycetes, Mycosphaerellales, Teratosphaeriaceae. The record is from RefSeq and is a predicted model, not a curated record.